Penaeus indicus is the source of this 559-nucleotide messenger RNA. RefSeq names its product cuticle protein AMP1A-like. Gene Ontology annotation, molecular function: structural constituent of chitin-based larval cuticle. Gene Ontology annotation, cellular component: chitin-based extracellular matrix. The transcript is spliced from 3 exons. Bases 2 to 457 code for a protein of 151 amino acids. Lineage: Eukaryota; Metazoa; Arthropoda; Malacostraca; Decapoda; Penaeidae. The record is from RefSeq and is a predicted model, not a curated record.
CAUGAAGUUCCUGAUCAUCGCCUGUGUGGCCGCUGUGGCCAUCGCCGCCCCUCAGUACAGCUACGAUGGGCCAAGAGCUGCCUCGAGCGAGGAGGUGGCUAUUCUGAGGGACGACCGCGUCCAUGAAGAGGACGGAAGGUACAACUUCGACGUGGAAACUGCCAACGGCAUUGUCCUGUCUCAGUCUGGCUCUCCUGACGGCGAUGAGGGCGCUGUCGUUAAGGCUGGAGAAUACUCAUACACUGCCCCUGACGGUACUGACGUCCACGUCAGAUUUAUCGCUGACGAGAACGGCUACCAGCCUCAGUCCGACCUCCUGCCCGUGGCCCCCGAGUUCCCCCACCCGAUCCCUCAGUUCGUCCUCGACCAGAUCGCCUUCGCCGCCGAGGAGGACGCCCGCAGAGCUCGCGAAGGUCCACGUGAAGCUCCUCGCUCGCUGUAUUCCGCACCCAACUAAUGAAAUUCAUCACAUCAGUUCAUUAUUGUGAUUUAUAUGAUCAGUGUUCAUCAGAAUCGCAUAUAUUCAUGUAAUUUAUAUAAAACUACGAUUAAAAGUAAA